GUGCGUCACUUCAGGGCACCUGCUUUGCACACUGGGAUCAAAUAAACCAAGUUACUGCUGUCUGGGCUCCAUAACAAUAUUGUUUAACAGCUGAUCUGCUUCUAGGUCCCCCCUAAUGAGAAAAUGAACGUUUUACAAGUUUUGGCGAUUUAUACCAUCUUCACAAAAACCGCUGGCCGGCCUAACGCGUGCGGUGACGUCAUCGAAUGGGACAAGCUGAAGCUGCGGGAAGAUAGAAGCGCCGAAGGGCAGCUGUGGCCCGCAGAGAACGGGACAGUGGUCGUGCCCUUUGUCAUCAGCCCAGCGCUAAGAAACAAGACUGCUGACAUCAGGGGCGCCUUCGAAUUAAUUUCGCAGAAGACUUGCGUUGUGUUUAAGGAGCGCACGACUGACACAGACUAUCUGGAAUUUGUCAUCGGCGAUGGCUGCGCCUCUUUCGUGGGUCACUGUGGCGGCCGGCAGCCGGUCUUCAUUGGCAAAAAAUGCGCGACGGGCAACAUUUGCCACGAGUUGCUACACGCGCUGGGAUUUUACCACGAGCACGUGCGCAGCGACCGCGAUGAUUACAUCACUGUGCAAUACCAGAACAUUAAGCCAGGAAGGAAAGAAGAGUUUUUUAAAAAAGAUAUCAAUGGCAAGGAUUUGCCCUACGAUUUAAACUCUAUCAUGCAUUACGGGAGCUAUGAAUUCUCUGCUAAUGGGCAGCCAACAAUUGUCGUCAAGAAAAAGGGAGCGGUCAUUGGACAGAGGAAGAGUCUGAGCGAUCUGGAUGUUCAGCGACUUCAGAAGCUAUACGCGUGCGAUAAGCACUGAGUCACCCUUCCCAGUAUCCGAGGUAUUGCAGUGGUCCUGUAUGUACAGUCGCUUGGGGAUUUUUGUCGAUUUCACAACUGUUGGUGCUGAAAUUUGGCUUGAUCUUGGAAAUUGCAAUGUAUUUCAGCUAGUUCUGAACAGCAUACUGUGUUUUGUCAAAAAAAUAUAUACUUUGUUGGAAUAAAUUGCCUUGGGGGGGUAAUGGGCAACGUAGUGGCAUGUUCUUGAUUGAUGCUGGAUCUGUUCUGUGCUAAGAGGACAUUUUGAAAUGGAGUUUGUAAAAGGAAGUAUGAAAAUCACAGUAGUCUCCAAGGUUAAAUAGGGAUUGUCUACAAUUUGGAUUUUGAGAGAACCUAAACGGUUAAUUUAGUACUACUGCCCAUAAAUCCAAUAAACUCAAGAUUAUUUCAUAGUUGAA
Brienomyrus brachyistius is the source of this 1231-nucleotide messenger RNA. RefSeq names its product blastula protease 10. NCBI's taxonomy places the organism in Eukaryota, Metazoa, Chordata, Actinopteri, Osteoglossiformes, Mormyridae. Gene Ontology annotation, biological process: proteolysis. The coding region runs from base 124 to 813 and encodes 229 amino acids. Gene Ontology annotation, molecular function: metalloendopeptidase activity; zinc ion binding. The record is from RefSeq and is a predicted model, not a curated record. The transcript is spliced from 7 exons.